CCGGUGGUAAAACAAUUGUGUCAAGUUUUGUAGAUGGAUGGAUUUUGUAGCGGAAACUAAACAUUUACGAAUCAGAGACUAGUAUAUUCUGUAGUAUCUAAUAGUAUCUAAUUGUCUUUUAUCUGUCUAAUGCCUUCUAUAGCUUGUUCAACUAGCGCUCAACAAGUCAUGCGGUUAUUAUUUUGAAAACCUUGACCGGAUGUUAUAUCAGUGCUAACCGGUUGUUGAAACAACUCCAGCAUCGAAAUUACAUCGAGUAAACAAAGUAAACAGCGUCGUGUCCUAAAUGGGAAGAUAUAAAUGUGCCUACAAAUGCGAAAACUCCGAAAACGAUUCAGAUGUGAAGUUUUUCAAGUUUCCUCUGUACAAUCCCCGAAAGCUCAAGAAAUGGCUCAACAACAUGAAGUGGAAGGACUGGACCCCGUCUCGCUUCUCUGUCCUGUGCAUCGAUCAUUUUGAGGAGCAGUACAUCGACAGAACAGGCAAAUGUGUGAAACUUCGAGAAAAUGCUGUUCCCACCAUAUUCUCAUCCACCGACGACGCACAGAAAAGAAAGGCUUCCAUCAACCCAAAAAGCAAGAGAGACAAGCCAUCGAGUGUUAAACUCUCACAGAUGACUCCAGCUCAGGCUCCAGUGACCCCUCCUGCCACAGUGAAGCGAAGCAUCCAGAACAAAGAGCCCAGCCAGACUGAAGUGCCCGCUGGGGACAAAGACCCAAAGAAGGUUGACAAAUGGAGGAUUAUAGUAGAUGAAGGGCUGAUGAAGAUCGAGUCAUUUCCACAUUUCUUCCAUGGAGAUUACUGUGUACCACAGGAUAUUCAGUGGGCUCCGGAUGAUGACGUCAGUGCAGAAUGUGAAGAUCAUGAAAAUUUGAUUGAGGUGAAAGAGUCGUGGCAGUGGCUCGGGCUGGAUGUCAGAGGACCGCUGCCUCAAACACUGAACGGACACAAAUACGUUUUGACUGUGACAGACUACUACUCCAAGUGGGUGGAAGCUGUGCCUAUGCAGUCAUGCCUCCCGUCACAUGUGGCCAAACACAUCGUGGACAUAAUCGCCCACUUUGGAUACCCGUUCAGAAUCCUCUCUCGGCUGCCUCAUGACAUAGUCCACAAAAUCAACAGAGAACUAAAAGAUCAGCUGAAGGUCACAGUCGCUCUCGUUGUCCAUCAUCAGCAGACGGGCUCUGUGGAUUUGAUCACACAGCAGCUGAUUGACAGGAUGGUAAGUGAUCUAAUAGAGGAGCAUGCAGCUGACUGGGAUGUCUACCUGCCCGCUAAGGUUUUCAGUCUGUGUUUCAAAGAGCAUUCGAAGACUAAGGAAAGGCCCUUUUCAAUGCUCUGCUGUAAAGGACUGGAGCCGGUCCAAUCCCCAAGAGGAUUAAAUUAUGCUUAUUCCAAGAUCCGAGAGAGCGCUUUUGUGGUUAGAUAGAGAUUCAAAGUUCAUUUGGCAAAUUGAUGGCCAUGGAAAACUGCUGGAGUUGUGCUGUAUUUCAUGGUCACAGUGUGAAUGAAUUGAACCACGAGGAGAACUUUGUUAACUGGACAAAUAUGACAGAUACACCAGAUUUUUACAGUACCCUCCACUCUACCAAGGACUUGAUGUCAAUUUCAAACUGUUCAGUCCAAACUCUGCUUUUACUUUUGCCCACUUUACUUUUUUGUCCAUCAGUUCAGGGGACCUUUUUCGUUCUUGUAUCAGAUAAUUGGAUGUAAUAUUUUGUUUUGGAUAUUAAUGUUGCACUACAAUGAAUUGUCUUAUGUUAAAAGAAAAUGUAGCAGAUUGUGGUCGAGCGUGCUGUUUAUUACCAGAGGGGAAGUCAAGGUGAUGACAAAUCAAAUAGGAUUUAUUUGUAUUUUGUAAGUUGGGCUUCUGUUCGUCCCAAAGUGGCCACUGUAGUCCGAACAGUCCAAGCAUUUGAGUUGGCAAAUUAAAGGCUGUGCCUGACUGUUUGUUGUUAUUAUGUCCAUAAUAUGUCAGUAAACCUACUUUAAAUAUAAUAUAAUAAUUAGACUUUAAAAUCCAAAGCACCAUGACUUCUUUUCUUCUUCUGUUAUUGUACAAAAAAAAAACACACUCACUCAUUUGAAAUCUUUUAUACAGAAUGUUUAAAAUACAUGUCCAACAACAUGAGAAUGUGGUAAGGGUCUAGUUUUCCACAAUGUGUCUCCUAAAUGCACAGUUUUGGUAACAAAUAAAACUAUUUUUUCUCAUAAA
Larimichthys crocea (large yellow croaker) is the source of this 2215-nucleotide messenger RNA. RefSeq lists its product as uncharacterized. Gene Ontology annotation, biological process: regulation of transcription by RNA polymerase II; DNA integration. Gene Ontology annotation, molecular function: RNA polymerase II cis-regulatory region sequence-specific DNA binding; DNA-binding transcription factor activity. The coding region runs from base 287 to 1429 and encodes 380 amino acids. Gene Ontology annotation, cellular component: nucleus. The transcript is spliced from 12 exons. The record is from RefSeq and is a predicted model, not a curated record. Lineage: Eukaryota; Metazoa; Chordata; Actinopteri; Sciaenidae.